AUGGCUUCAAAGAGAAUGAUAUUGUUAACCAUUGUAAUAUUGCUGAUGUUUGGCAAUACAACGUCUAAAAUUAGCUCAAAAUCAGUCGAAAGAAUAGAAAAGGGUCUCGCUGGAGGUCAGAAAAUAGUGGAAUUUAUUUCGAAACUCGGUGAUCCAAAAACAAGAAGGGUCUUUGAUUCGUUGGCAAAGAUGGCAAGCUUUCUGGGAGCGGCAGGUGGUCUCCUAUCGUUUGCGUUAGCGUUUGUUCCAAAAUCAGAUUCGCUUGAGCUUCGAUACAUGAAGGAGAAGUUUGCCAAGGUGAAUUCGAAACUUGACGUAAUCAGCUCGAAGCUAGAUAACGUGAAAGAUCUCAUUACGUAUGAAAAUCAGCGCGCAGUUUAUCUGGACAGUGCCUCCAAGAUUCUGUUCGGCCAUAAACAAUUGACAGCAUUCCUGAAUGAAUUGCAAAAUACGUCGUGUAAGGAUGAAAAAAACUGCAAUCGUGUGCGAGCCAGAAUUGCAUCUCGAUACGUCGACGAUUUCAACGUGAAACGACAUAUGUUCAAAGUUCUGAACGGUGCUAUAAAACCAACAUCAGCAUUUGGAGAUCCACUCCUUAAUGUAAUCAGGAAAACAUUCAAGUGUGAUGUUGGCAAAAUCGACCAUCUUGCAAACAGCAUUCUCAAAUUGUCAUUCAAGGCUCAGCAAGUGACUCUGGCGCAUGAGAAAUUGAGAGGCAGCAACUUUAGUAUUACCCAAAGCAUGAAUGACUGGCUUAAAUCACUCUAUAAUCUGAGAGAGAUAACAUACAAUAUUAAAAAGCAGUGCUUUGACAAUAUUUCUAGUUAUAUGAUUUCUGAUAUCAACGACAAAAAAUAUCAAGUUAAUGUAGAUUCAAAUCAUCAAGCAAAUCAAGAAGUGAAGAAUGUCAUGCAGGAAAAAUACAAAUGGCUUGGAUGGGUAAGAUAUGUUUUCUUUUAUUUAUCCGUAACGUAAUGCAGGCUUCUGAUUGGUUGACGAGAGGUGCGUAUCAAACGAUACGGACCUCUCGCACACGUUAUGAACAUCUCAUGUUUCGCGCCAGAACAAACCGAGGAGUGAAGACAAUUUUCAAACUAAAAAAAAAAUCCAAAAACCUGAAAAGUCCUCCCUAUCGAUACUAAAGAGGGAAAAAUAAGCUGAACAGACUUCAAUGGAUUUAGUGUCAAGCUUGACGUAUAUAUAAGUAUCGAAAAAUCAGUGCCAAAUGCUUACUUUCAAAAGUUCAGCAUAUAUAUUCAGCUAUAUUUUGAAAAAUAUACAUUAAAAUACAAAUACUGGAACCAAGGACUUAUCCUCACACAUGAAAAUGUUAAAAAUACCUUAAAAGGCAGUUUAAACAUUUCUAUAGACUCAUUUCAGUCAUAUAAUUAUUUUUUAUAAAUACUGUGACAUUGUUGUCGGCAAGUACAAUAUGUUGCUGCGUGUCGAAAGAACAUUUCCGAAGCAUAUUAUUAUAGUCUAAGACCUGCAUAGGAGUUUGUAUGCGUUUCAUUUACCACAGGUAAUCUCAACUGUUUCAGGGUAAGAUGACCAUGGCGGUCAAUAUGGCAUAUGUGCCAAAACCUGAAUCCGGGACGAAAGUCUUGAAAAUGACCCCGCCCUAAAACGGCAGUGCCGACAUAGCACUAACUUCGAAUUCCCAAAAGCAAAAGCGAUAGCCUUUCUGAAGUGCUUAUAAUGUUUAGAAGGGUUGCUUUUAGGGGUGGUUAUUGGAAGGAAAAAAUUGUGUAAGUAAAAAAAAAUUAUCAUGGGAUGAAAAACUAUGCUUAAUUUAACAUAAUCAUUGUAGUUUUCAUAAGGAUUGUCAUUGGUUUCUAUAAAUAUAAUACAUUUUAUUUCACUCACCCCCCCACGAAAUGUCGAUUUCAGCCAUAUUUUCCCGUCUUGUUUGCUUUUUAUCGCCGUGUCUCGCAAAUCAUAGUGGCAUCCAGUUGUUGUACUUUUACGUAAUGAUAAAUGGCUAAAGCAGAUUUCAACCAAGCUUCGGCAAGUUUAAAGUGAAGCAGUGCAGUGUAUUUUAUCUUCGAUAUUUCGUCUAAUAUGCCGCCAUUUUAAUGGCUCGCCGAUUCGGAUUUUACUACAUCCCGGGUGUUCUUUGUCAGUGCCCGCGAUCACAAUUAAGAUUAUCAGCGUUUGAGUUCGCAACUCAAUAUUCAAACAGAUAAAACAGAUUAUUAAAACUUUUUAAAGCACUUUAGAUUUUAUACCGAUCCCCAACACUAACCGGCCUAACUUUUAAGAGUUAAAAAAGGCAGGAAAAAAAGAAAUUAAAAAAAAAGUGAGAAAAAGAUCUAAAUCGGACCGCAAACGUUCGACAUCGAUCCCGACCCCAACUGCGUUUCACUUUUAGCACGCAGCGCCUUUACCGCAUGAGUAACCUGAGAUCAGGCUCUAUUUUACAAAUAAUAGCCUGACACAAUCCUUAAUGCGAUCGCUUUCCACCCACAGCAAAGUUUAUAUUUAGUAUCCAAUCAAAAUGUCGCAGGAGAAAUUUAAAUUUCACACAACGACAACAACAAUCUAAUUAUAGUUGUGAUCACUAUAAAUAUAUCAACGACAAUAAUAUAAUCUAAUUAGCACCAACCAAUCAAAUGACAGAUCAAAAAUCUUUUGUCUCAUAAACCAAUCAGAUUUACAACAGAAAUACGGUUGUAAAAACAUGGACUUUUGUUAAGGUUUGUAUCAGGCCUAUUUAUUUAUUUAUAGGCCUGAUCGCAGGUUACCGCAUGAGCUAACGACAAACUUGGUGAAAAUCACCGCAAACAAAAGUUUUUAUAUUGCUACAAAAUACGAAAUGACUCCCGUCUGUCUAGUCACUUGGUUAUUUUUCAUUUGAGCUGCUAUAAAUGUUACUAGCUCAUAUAAAAUCUGUGAAAUUAGUGGUAAAACAUAAACAGUAUGUAAGUUUUGUCAAAAAAUAAAAAGGCAAUAUGUCUGGAUCAAAUAAACUGACUAGAAGCAAACUAAUAUCUUGAAAUAUAGAUUAACAUGCCGACAAACCGUUACAGUUUAACAAAGUUAUAAAUUUACGUCGAGUAUUAUAUCAUUUAUAUAUUUGGCUUUUAAGAUGUUUUCUUUCAAACAUCAUGAUUUCAGGAAACACUCAAUGUUAUCAUCAUGUACCGCUGAUAAUACUAGUUCUGAUCGCGGGCACUGACAAAGAACGCCCGGGAUGUAGUAAAAUCACGCUGAUUCUCUGCCCGAUAAAUGCCACCCACUUCUUAAUUCGUUUUCAUAUGUAUUUAGAUUACAGUAUCCAAAAGUACUUCAUUGUAGAAUAAUCCCAAAUGAAAAAUUGAAAACAUUAGUUGCACUUGAAAGGAAAUAACCUCCCAUAACAAAUUUAGGAUAGGAAUAAAAACAAAUAAUUUGAAAGUGAUGCGUAUUAAAAUCUUCGCGAAAAUUCCUCCUACUUGACAGGAGGGGGGCGAAUAUUUUCACGAAACGUUUGUUCGCCACCACAGCAAUUCAAGUUUCAACAAAAUAUUUUGUAUUUAUUGUAUUUUAUGAUUUAAGACUAGGUUACCUAAAAUGUAGUAAAUGCUGCCUUUAAGGUGAGUGCAAAUCAAAGGUGUGUUAUCGCGUAUACGAAAUGAUACAAAAACAAAAUUUAGCUACCCUAAACUGCGAAACGUAUUAAUACUAUGUAAAAUAUAGUGAAAUAUAGCAGUAUUAGACUUAAUAUGAAAUCCGAUAGUAUUUGUCGUUUGUAUUUGUACGCGUACUAUAAAAGCAGCGCGUAAUUGAAUUCAACAGUACGCAAGUGUGAAGAGACGCACAUGUUUAAUUAAUAUAUGUCAUGCCAGUGAUUGCCCUUUAACCCCUGGUCUUGGCAACAAAUGCAUUAAUUUCGGCUCAGUUGGCUCGCUGCGAGUAAUAAUUGUGCUUUAAAUCGCAUGCGUAUGGAUUGCUGCGAGAAUUAAGAGCAAAUAGAGUACAAAUUACUGAUAAAGCUGCUUUAUCAGUAAUUUGUACUCUAUUUGCUCUUAAUUCCCGCAGCAAUCCAUACGCAUGCGGUACUCUUGUUGAGUUACUAAACUUUGUUUGUCCACUCUGAACUCUCGAGAAAAAAGAGAACACGUGCUCAAAUGGAGUUCGUUCAAUAUAGCCGCGCGUUGAGUGUUGGUAAAAUGACUUUCAACCAACAUGCUUUGCGGCUCUAGCUGUACGAUUUUAGCUGUACGUACGAUUUUAGCUGCUGCCUUGCUCGCUCGCUUAAUGCUCACUCGCUGCGGCAGCAAUAAAAACAAUAAAUAUUUACGUAUUUUUAUUAUCAAUCAUAAAAAUACAAUAAAUAUAAUAUAUCUAGUUCAUAGGUCGCUGUUGGUUAACAAACGUUUCGUGAAAAUAUUCGCCCCCCCCCCCCUGUCAAGUAGACAAGAGGAGUUUUCGCGAAGAUUGCGCGUGACUUCAAAUGAUUUAUUUUUAUCCCUAUCCUAAAUUUGUUAUGGGAGGAGGUUUUUUCCUUUCAAGUGCAACUAAUGUUUUCAAUUUUUCAAUUGGGACUAUUCUACAAUGAAGUACUCUUGGAUACUGUAAUCUAAAUACAUAUGAAGGCGAAGAACCCACCGGGCACACGACGUUGUUUCAACGUUGAAAUUUGGUAGAAAAAAGGUUGCGAGUCGACAACCUAAUAUCUACGUUGCUCUGACGUUGUUUUACAAACGUUGGUUCAACAGCAGCCAACAGACGUUGAAUUAACGUUCAUUCAUGGUUAAAUGUACGACGUCGAUUUGUGAACCAAUCUCAACGUCGUUUUAACGUGGAUUCAACGUUGAAUUAUGGUUGACGAGAUUGGCAACCUAAUUUCAACGUUGUUUCAACGUCGAAACAGUAACGUCGAUCCAAUUUGCAUAGUCAACCCUUUUUCAACGUCUAUACAACGUCUGGAAGGUCAUUUCCAACAUUAAUUCAACGUUGGAUAAACGUCAUUUUACCCGCUGGGAAGUGGCAUUUAUCGGGCAGAGAAUCGGCGAGCCAAUAAAAUGGCGGGAUAUUAGACGAAAUAUCGAAGAACACAAUAUCGAAGAUAAAAUACACUGCACUGCUUCAAAACUUGCCGAAACUUGGUUGAUAUCUUCUUUAGCCAUUUACCAUUAUGUAAAAGUACAACAACUGGAUGUUCUUUGCGAGACACGGCGAUAUAAAGCAAACAAGACGGGAAAGUGAAAUGGGGGGUUAAGUGAAAUAAAAUAUAUUAUAUUUAUAGAAAAAAUGACUAUCCUUAUGAAAACUGCAAUAAUUAUAUAUAUUAAAUUAAGCAUAGUUUUUCAUCCCAUGAUAAUUCUUUAGGAAAUAAGGAUAUUUAAUUUCUGCAUGCCAUGCAUAUUAGUUAUUUUAUGCAUAAUUAGCAAUUUACCUGGGAUGAUGCAUGGUCAUUUUCCUGUAAAAUAUUAUACUUACACAAAUUUUUCCUUCCCGAAUAACCACCCCUAAAAGCAACCCUUCUAAACACUAUAAGCACUUCAGAAAGACUAUCGCUUUUGCUUUUUGGAAGUUCAUACCUAAUUUUAAGAAUUUUUUAUUACUGCACAUUUUCCCGGAAAGUUUAGCUGCACAAAUUUUAGCCUAGCUUAAGCACGCCUUGAUUUCUGAACGCACCUUUAUAAUAAUGUGUAACCACAAAACAGGCUACAAUUGAUAUUCAAAAAUCGGCCAAAACCAACAUACUUUACACAGCACCCAGAGUCGCCCAGUGAAAUUUGGGUAUUCAGGGCCAAAUUUGACUUGGGGGCCCUCGUAAUUUCAUCUUCUAACACUAUGAUUAAGGUGUCCGGGAGCAUUCUCCCCGGGAAAAUUUUGAAAUCCGAAGUCCCAGAAAUGGCCAAAUCCUGCAUUCUGGAAGUCUGUUGACAGUUAUAUCUAUGUAUAUUUCACUGGAAUUCUUUAUUUGGGCCCCCCUUUAAUUGACGCCCCAGGAAAAAUUCCCCCCUCCGCCAUUAUAGGUGGUCUUAAUAGCACCAACAGUUACAACUAUCUAUGACAGCAUAGUUUCAUAAUCACAUGCUUCCAAGAAAGAAAUAUAUUCGUAUUGGCAAAUGAAAGGCAGCUUAUAGGAGUGACAAACGUCCGAGGAGUUCCAGGGGCAUACACCUACAGAAAAGUUCGUAAUCUAGGCUCUCUGAAAGGGAAUUUCGUUGCGGAAACAUUCAACAGAAUUCUAAUUACAAAAAGAUAAGUAUCAUUCACUUCAUCAUCCAAGCUCAUGCAUAAAGAGAUCUUUGGUGAGACUUUGUUCACCUGAAGAACCUGAACUAUAAUAUAAGUGCACGUUUCGAUUCAAAUUCAUUCAAAUUAUUCUCAUUCAAAAUAUUUUGAUUAGUACUGUCAAGUGUCAAGACGAAUUUUUAGUUCAGUUCUGCUCAUUGCCUGAUUUCCAAGUAAUUAACAACUUAUCACAGUAAUUAGCAAAUUUUAUCACUGCACAUUUUACAUUUUAUCACUGCACAUUUUAGUUUUAUCACUGCACAAAUUGGCUAUCACUGCACACUAAAAUUAGGUAUGCGGAAGUUAGAGUUAUGUCGGCACUGCCGUUUCAGGGCGGGGUCAUUUUCAGGACUUUCGUCCCAGAUUCAGGUUUUGGCACAUAUGCCAUGUUGACAACCAUGGCCAUUUUACUCAACAUAAAACAGUUGAGAUUACUUCUGGUAUAAAUGAAACGCAUACAAACUCCUAUACAGAUCCUAGACUAUUAGGUUAAACGAUCAGAAAAAUAAAUAGUUUACCUUUCUAUUGUCUUGGUGAGUAGAAAUAAAUAAUGGUCUUGCGAUUGGGGGCGGCUCUAAAAAUGUUCAAUAUUUGGUAUUUAUUACCCACCAGCCCCUCUCCCAUUAUUAAUGACCGGUCCCUUACUAUAAAGAUUACAGAGAAAUUUAAAAAAUCAAAAUUUUAGCUAGUUAUCGUUUAUUAUCAUUAUAUGUACAUCAACUAAGCUACAUGACCAACCGAAAAUUAACUAACUUCUACAUCGCUCCCGAGUUCAAUUUAUUUUCUUGCGCGUACAUAUCACACAGUCUCUAUAAAAGCUUAGAUUUGCUUACAGCAAAUUGGUUCCAAAAGCCUUUCAAUAUUCGGCUUUUAUUAUAUGGCAAUGACGUGAUUUUACCAAACUAGUAAGGUCAUAAGAACACGAAAAAUCUAAGAGCGGAUUACACGAUAAAAAGCCGUAUUGCCCUCAUCUAAACAGGUUUUCCCGGGUUUGGACGAAGCAAAAAUCCGACUUUUUUGAGUGAAAAACACACUACAGAAAAGAGAAGGUCAAAGGCGAUCCUGAUCAUAUUGUUACGAACACUUAAACAGUAGUAAAACAACGCUAUAAAACUGCACGAUUAAAACAACAACUUGCGAGCAAUUUGAGGUAUUUAUUUUUUUAAAUUUGUUCAGCAAAACAGCAGCAAAAAUGCUAUUGUAUUUCAAAGACUAGUUUUCAACGAAAACAAAUCAUGACAAUUUACUUGAAUAAGUAACUGGACCAUUUGGACGUAAAAUGUUAGUAAGACGUGUACAAAGCUAAAACGUCAGUCAUUGCUGCGCCUUAAACUGCAUUAUUCGCUUGCAGAAUCGCUAGUUUGAAAAGAAUUUUCCAAAUUCUUGGUUCAUAGUAAAACGAUGAAAAGUUGAAGAAAUCUGUUGUUUACGUACUAAUUCACCUUUUUUAACAACUUUUAAUCGGCAUAUUUCAUAUACUCACCUCAAAACAGCUUUCUUGUUUGCGGCAGAUAAACAAUUAGUUUGUUAAGAAACUUGAUUGACAGGUGUUCUUUGUCUGUGCUAUUUUAUCCAAUCAAAUUCAAGAACGAUGACGUCAGUGUUAAGUUGUUCCUAAUUUGGUAUGCAACUUCGACCUGUUUUAGGAUGUUUGUUUUCAUUGCAUCUGAAAAUCUGAAAUUAUUUGCCGUUUACAGUGCUAAAUACAUUUUACUGGUUUCUCGUAUUUUUCCUCGGCCUUUCAGGGCUUAGAUAAAUACGUUCGAAACUCGUAAAAUACUCGGCCGGAUUAUAUGUCAAACCAUUCAAUAAGAUACAUUUCGUGGCGAACUAACCAUAUAGCAACUGGUCAUGCUAUGCCAAUUUUGGAAUUAUUGUAUUAGUCAAACCUUUGUUCUCAAACUAUAAUUUGGUACAGGUUUAUUUGCACAGCAUGACCAGUUGCCAUGAAAGUCAAAUGUCAUUUGUCGCUGACAUCGUAAAACGGUCAUGAUAUUAGAAUUUAGUUUAAAGAGGACUGCAAGUUACUGCAUUUAAAAUGUUUCACAUCAAAUUAAUUUUGCAAUAGGUGGCACAUUCGUAUGGAGCAUAUGGCGGAUCUAAACAUUAUGUUCAAAACGCGUAUGGUAGAUUCUGGAACAUGCCAGCUGACAAGAAUGCUCGAAAAAGGAAUCUAAUAGUGAGCUUCACCGAUAAAAGUGGGACAUAUUCUAACCAGAAAUUCCUAGUUUGGAAAGCAGUUGAUCAAAUUGUCGCUAAAACAAACUUCUACAGCGUACGAAAUAAUGCCGGCAAACUACUACCUAAGGUGGUGGAAGAGCUGAAGAAAGAGGGAGUUUGGAAGUAUGUCACAACUUUGAAUGUUCUCAGGGAAUACGAUGAUCUUGUUAUAACAGCUGAUAACCCCCUUACAUACAUCGACGAGAACUACAGAUUCAAGUCUUAUUACCCGCGCAACAAAAGGAAAAACAGCGUUAUUCUGUACGAUAAUGUUCGCUUGGUGAUAAUACUGAAGUCGAUGGAAAUGGCGAAUGGGUUGCCAUGUGAUAAAUCAUGUAACAACCAAGGUAGUUGUAGAACGCAACCAUAUUCAUCUGCGAAAUACUGCCAGUGCAAACCAUAUUUUCAAGGUAUGUAAAACACUGCAUUACAACACUACAACAGAAAAGGAAGGGGAUCGGAGAGAUGAUUUCUGGUAUCAGAUAUAUACGGGAUCGGUAGGGAUGUGUAGGAAUCGACGUAGGUUAACGCGUGGGGAAGACGUCGACGUAUAACGUCACAGUUUUCAAAAAAUCAGGCAUAUAACAGUUCGAUUCUACAGAAUUUAGUAUUUUUCGGCUUUAUGCUACAGAUAUCGGAAUGUUCGUAUAUUUUAAUAUUUCGUCUUUUCACUAUUAUACUGGCAUGCAAAAUAUAACAAAAUGCUGUAAUGCCAUUUUCGUUAAAAACUAAAGAUGUCAUUUUCUUCCAUAAACUACAUUAGCAUAAUAUUUUUUUUCAUAUUUGGCUUAUUGUAAAUUGAGGUUCCAUGGAAAAGAAUGCAAGGGAAAAUUGGGGGGGGGGGGGCUUUACCGUGCUUCUACUUCCAACUACAGUAUAAUUGCCAUUCCAACGGACUACAUGUUACUAAAACUGAAAAAAAAAUGAAAGAAAUAUUAAAAUAUAUCAAUAUCCCAAUAUGUGUAACAUAAAUCCUAAAAAUACGUUCAGGAAUGCCAAACUGCUAUUCACUAGAAUUUUUAUAAACUUUAUCGAGUCAGAUCCUAUCAAAGUUGUGGUUACAUACAUGCUAAAUUCGCCUGAAAGAAUAUAAUUAUACAGCUUUUCAAAACUGAACAAAAUGCAACUAUAUUCAGGAUUCAAACUUUUCAGCCUGCAAUUCUAGAACAUUGGAUCGCGCAAUGGUGUUGUGUAAAUAUUGCAUGAGGAUGGAAAAUCAUUAUGUUAGAAAUUCAGUAAAAACUUUAGUUUGCUUAACUCCAAAGAACAUUCCGCUAAAACCUUUUCAACAUGUAGAUGCGGAGUGGAUGAACAGCAUGGUUUUACUUUUUAAUUUGGCUCAAAUUGACAGUUUUGUUGUUCAAUAUAAUUAAUUACAGGUCCUCUACAGCGUAAGUAAUCAGGAGAGCGAAGCUUAUUAAUGAGUAUGUUGAUUAAAACGCUUAGUGCAUUUCAGUGCAUUUGACCAUCUUGCGCUAAACAUACGGGAAUGGCCAAUGAAAUGUCCAAUAUUUAAUUUCAUUAAAUAGAGCAAACAUUUUUAGCAACGGCAUUUUCAUGAAAAGUAUUUUAUUUUUAAAGGUGACAAAUGUGAAGAGCACGCCGAAGCCCAGUUGGCAAAGACCAUAGAUUCUUUGUUACUACAAACAUUAAAGCUUCCCUAUUUGAGUGACAUUGCUUUCGAUAUAAAGGACUUACGCGAGUAUGUUGGCAUUAGCUUCGGUGAAGUCCGGUCAGCAAUCAGUGACCUAGAAGUUGCUUUUAAAAAAGCCUUUGACAAUCUCACCCGCUUGUUGACAGGCCAGUUCCAAUGGUCAAACUUAAUCACACUCUACAACAAAGCAAUCCGACAAAUUGAGUUUUACUCAUAUCGCUUUCAAAAACUGCCGAAGCUUGAUCGAAACGUAAGGGUCACAGAAGAGAAGCUUUUAGCAACGGCCGUCCUUGCGGCCAAUGGUAUUCAACAAUGGUUGUACGAGGUCAAUUUCCUAUUUCUUGGAAGGACUGGGACACCUUUAGUUAAGCAUGAACCUCUCAUUUUAGUUUUCAUGAACAGGUAAGGGAAAUUUUAUAUGGGCUGUUCACAUAUAUAACCUCUACAUAAAGAGCUAUACCUUAACAGUAGAUGAGUUGGGUUUCCAUUUGCACUUGAACACUCUGACGUAUAUCUGGACGUGCACCAAGCUGCACUGCACGAUGAGGAGUAGAACGCCCAAACUGCGGAUUGUACUACACACACACACACACACACACACACACAUAGACACACACACACACACACAUAUAUAUAUAUAUAUAUAUAUAUAUAUAUAUAUAUAUAUAUAUAUAUAUAUAGGUAUACAGAAGGAAAGGCGAACUCCAGACAGAUCAGUAAUAAUGUUUUAUUACAAACGUUUCGCCAAAACAGGCUUCAUCAGUGUAAAAAGUUAAAAACACAAGGAAGUUAACUCAUGCGAUUUAUAACCUAACCUAUGAAUAAUUAAGAACUAAUUAAGGACUAAAUGAGAAUACUCUAGGGAUGUUUAAAAAUAUGGCCUAUUAUUGCGAAAUAAUUAAAUUGUUUCUAAUUACUAAAGAUUAUUCUGUUCUUCGACCCAAAUUCACAUCUCUUAUUGACACCGUAAGGUUUUAAAGUGCAUAACUGCGCACUCCAGUAUGCUUCUCUUGUCAACAAUCGCUUCUCAAUCGCGAAUCAUUGUCAUUUACUAUUUGUUCUAUAUCUAUAAACUUGAAGUCCCACAAAUCAUGCGAUGUUUUGUUGAAAUGCGUCGCUACUUCACAUGUCCUUUUAUUGUUAAUCAUCGUGGACUUGUGGUUACGAAAGCGGACCUUCAGUUCACUGUGCUCGUGGAUCCAAUGUAUGGCAUGCCGUGAGCACUUAAUACAUGUAACUAGGUACACAACAUUUUGACAAUUGCAACGAAUGUUCUGUUUAAUUGGGUACUUUACCCCCCCCCCCCCGUCUGACUACUGACAAAUGUACUAGACUCGUGUAUGUUGUUGUUGCAAAAGUCACACUUCUUUCCACGUUUAUAACACCCUUUUGGACUUUGAUCCCCGCUCGUUUCCUGCCGUCGUUUCGUGGAAAGUUUUUCUUUGAUAGUUUUUGGCCUUCUGAAGGAUGGUAUUAUAGAUCUAGGUGGAAAAAUCUCUUGUAACUCUGAUGAAUCUUGGAUAAGGAGAAAAUGUUUCUUUGAGAAAAUGAGUUUGAGAUGUAUAUAUAUAUAUAUAUAUAUAUAUAUAUUUAUAUAUAUAUAUAUAUAUAUAUAUAUAUAUAUAUAUAUAUAUAUAUAUAUAUAUAUAUAUAUAUAUAUAUAUAUAUAUAUAUAUAUAUAUACAUCUCAAACUCAAAUUAAGGCAGCCGUGCUGCCACUCAAAUCAACCCAGCCGUGGCAGGCAAAGUUUUCUGCUUGCGCGUUGUCUGGAAAUUAUGAUAUAUCUCACUCGAAAACAUUUCAUCCUUAACUUUAACUUAAAACAAUGAAAUUACUUUUAACAGGUACAGGUCUUUAGCAUGCACUCCUGCAUAUAAAGCUGCUGUUGAUAACACCUGGCGCCAGUUAGUACUUCUCCAACAAAUGGGAUUUAUUGUCUGGGCGCAAGCUCUUCAAAUUGUGGGCAGACCAACUGCACAGGUUGCACAGCUAUAUGAUGCCCGAACAAAUACACAGGUAAGGAUGUAUAGCUUUUCCUGAACGUGGUUUGCCAUAAAUGGUUUGCAUGAGAAAAUAGACCAAAAAUUAAACGCAAAAGCAGCCAACAAGAGAAAACGGAACAAGAAAGACAAAGAAAUAUUGUAUUUUUCCCUUAUAUACCUAUACCCCCGCCAUUAUGCGAUUUCGGCUGUUUUCCCUUUCUUUGUCUUUUAUCGUCGAAGCUCGCAGCCAUCAUCCGCAAGUUAUGCGUUUAUUUGAAGAUAAAUAAUCUGAAGAAUAUCCAUGCAAUCAAGUUUUGUCGGGUUUCAGUCACGUCAGUAAGUUCUACCUUUGAUAUUGUACAAACGUUGUUUUAUUCAAAUAUGGCGCCAGUGCAAUGUCUUGUUGCUUCUCUGCUCCGUUAAUCACAGUCAAUAGUCUUGUAGUGUAUUUAAAUUACAGCAUCCGUAAAUAUACCAAAUAGAAUGUAGAAAGGUUUCGAUGCAAAAACUGAAUAGUUUAAUGCCGAGUUCUAAACGUUUACCACCUAUAUAACAAUUUGCAAACAUAAUUCAAUUAUACAAAAUAAUUCAAAACAGCACAUUCAAAAAAUGUAUAGCUUCAAUGAUUUAUUAGAUAGGGCUAUUUCCCAAGCGCCGUUUCUGGUUGUGGUCAUUUUGGAACAUUUUGUCCAGGAUUCGGGUUUUGGCACAUAUGGCAUGUUGUCCGCCAUGCCAUGCAUGGUCAAUAUACUCAAAACUGUAAAGAUUAUCUGUCCUAAAUGAAAAUGCAUACAAACUCAUAUGCAGUCAGGUCCUAGACUAUACUGGAAUACAUGAAAAAAGCUAAACAAAUUUCAUUAGAAAGUAUCUUAAGUGCUUCAAGAAAGAACUGCUUGACAUAUCUUUGACGAAACACGAAAAAUAUAAUGAUAAUUUUGGUAAAUAAAAACAAAUACUCCUCGGCUUUCGUACCAUAUCCGGUUUGUAAGAGGCAGAAAAACAACAGCAAAUUCGUCUCCUAGUCAGGAUGAAUGGGUUUUUUGGUCAUUUCCCCCCAGUUCAUUAAGUUUAAUUCCAAAAUUUAUGAUGUUUUUGUUUCUUCGUAGUCUCAGAAUCCAUCUUUCAGAUAAAAAUGCUUACUGGGUGCGAUCAAUCUUCCAAAUAAAAUUGCUUGCUCACCUUCGGGGAAUAAUUGUUUUAGUAUCAGACGUCUUAAUAGCUUUUGUGUUUUUUGGGACUAAAUUUAUUUUAAUUUUGCUUAUUUCUUUAUCUGUGAUUUCCACAAAACGGCUAGUUGCCAUUUUGUAAAAUAGUUUAAUUUUACUGCAUGUUAUUGUCACCCACAGGUGAAUAUAAGAGAAUAUCAUGUCAAAUUUUAGCAAUCACCACGUCGGAUUUCUCAUAUUCACUGUGUAAAAAUACUAAUUUCUUAUAUUAUAUGAAGUCGGCUACGCCUAGUGUUUACACAUUCUUCUUGUAUUCUCCCAACACUCCAACAGUCCCCUCGUGCACGCACGUGACUCGUUUUCUAUCUCUUAAAUAAAUAUAUAAAGAGAAACGUUGUGCAGUAAAAAUUGUGAUUAUUUCACUUCUCAUAGAAAUUCAUUUGAUCAAUAUUUUCAAUAUUUCACUUCUCAUAGAAUUCAUUUGAUCAAUAUACUUCAACAAAAUUACAAAGUUUUAAUUGAAAAAUUAUAAAUUAUUAUUUUUCUAAAAAUACAUGUAUGCAGCAACCCUUCGCAUGUAUUUUCGAAACAUUGAUUUAACAUUACUAAUUGAUCACCACUGAACGCAGGUUGCCAUGGCCACAGAAUACUAUACAGAAGUCCAUCUUUUUUGGCGUAAGCAUGAUUCGUCACUCAGCAAGUACCGUAAACAAAAGGAGGCGCCCCCCUGGAAAUAUUCAAAAUGGCGCACGUCCAGGGGGGUAACUGCUUCUGUUUACGGUACUUGCUGAGUGACGAAUCAUGACGAAUAGCGCUUACGCAAAAAACAAUGGAGAUAGACUUCUGUAUAUAUAGCAUUCUGUGUCAUGGCAAUACGGUAAAUUUAAUUUUUAUUAUAUUUUUUGUACAACACGCCAAAAAUAGUUAUUGCUUUUUACUAUAUAACAAUGAAUGUCCGAAAUAUGUACUGCAGUCUGCAGGUACAUGUACGCUGUUCUGCAUUUUGUGAGCUUUCAUUUAAUGUAAAAUUUAACAUGAAUCGCUUCGUAAAAUGUUUUGUAAUGUUCAUUUUAGUAACUAUAUAAACUGCUUUUUCCAAUAAUAAACUGUUUUUACUUAAUAAAACAAAAUAAGUUCAAAUUGUUGAGUAAUUUCAGUUCGGUUUUCAAAUUAAUAUGCUCUCCUUUACAAUUCACCCUUUUUUCUUAAAUUAAACAGGGUAACUGAUUUAGCAAACUUUAAUACAGCUUCAUUGAAAAGAAAAGAAAGCGGUGCAUGUUUUACGCAAUGAAUUAAAACAACAAAAUUCAUAAACAUUAAACAUUCAAUGAAAAUUUGCCCUGUAUUUCACGAUUUUUCAGUAAAUCAAUUCUUCUCAUUUUUUGAAACAAAAAUUGCUUCAAAGCUCGUUGUGUGAAACGUAUUUUCCAAAUAUGUGCUUUUGAAAAUUGAAAUCUUGCUUAUCGCACUCCUGGCAAACAGCCAUAUUUCUGAGAUCAGUGAGGAUGACCACCAACGGUUGGUCAACCACGCCCGCGAUCAUUGAUGAACUUUAGACUUCGCUAAUACUUCCCUUUCCCCAGGUGUAAAUGGCCAGGAGGAAUUAGUAUCCUCGCCCCGGGCUAAUGCCCGGGACGCCGGCUCUCCGUUGGUUCGGGGAUAAUCCUGAUUAAGUAUACUAACUUCUUUUGCAUGUAUAACAGAUUAAUAAGGGAAUAAGAGAAAAUAGUAUUUAAAUUAAUGUGCCAAAAUUUUGGCAACAAGAAAAUGGGGAUGAUGUAAAGCGCUUUCGGUUCCAUGCUAUCAAAAAUCAAAAUGGCAAUUAUAUAACCUCGGACCUUUUACUUUGAUAAAAUUAAAUUAUUAAUAAUCGAUUUAAUUUUUUUUUCAGAUUUCCACGUUCAACCAAAAGACAUGCGAAUACAGUAUUGCUAAUUCAGACAAUGUGCAAUGCACCGGAGGCAGGUAUUUAUACCCAGCUAUGAACAUCAUGAACCAGUGCAAAACAAAUUACUACAUAACGGGAACGAAAGAAACUACAUGUGUCAAGAAAGGAUCUGGAUGCAGAGCAUGCAAUUGCAACGCAGCUAGUUCUAGUGGUACGGAAUGUUCAGAUAUAUCCGGACAGUGCAAUUGCAAGUCUGGUUUCUAUGGCAUGACGUGUCAGAAUCGAGAUUGUGUAUGGGGACGUUGGCCUGCCUACUCUUCCUGUACCAAGGGUUGUGACUAUGGGGGUACCAAAACGAGAACUAGGCCACACAAGGUGACAAAGCAAGGACAAGGUACAUCAUGUAGUGGGUCAAAGACGGAAACUACGAGUUGCUUUAACCGUUGCUGUGGUUAUCAAUUUCAUUGUUCAAACAAGCGAAAAUGUAUACCCUUAAGUCGCAAAUGUAACUACAAUAAUGACUGCGGUGACAAACAAGAUGAAGCCUCAUGCAGCGAAAGUUGUUGGGUAAAACGUACGUCCUGGAAUAAUGCAGGAGGAGGUGAUAUGGUUUAUAUGGACCGCCAUAGACUUACCUGUGGAGGUGCUCGCGGCAUUAAAAUGUUUCGUCUGCAACGAUCGGGAGGAAAGAUAAGAUACGAGUAUAUCUGCUGUGCUCUUACGUCCAAUGUCUGCGCUAACACCAGAAAAUGGAAUGGCUUCACCUAUGAUGGCAAUGGUGAUACGGUUUACUUGGACCGACAAACGAUCUCUUGUGGAAACCACGGUUAUAUCAACGGCUUUUGGCUACAAAGAAACGGCAGGCACAACCGUAUUAGAUACAGCUAUGAUUGCUGUAAUUUGAGGAGUUACCAACAUCGUGCAAGAACAACGUGUUAUACAUCUCGUACUGGCUUCACUUAUGAUGGUAACGGCAAAAGUUAUUAUCUCGAUCGGCAAACAGUUCGGUGUUAUGAUAGGUACUUUUUAACCUAUAUCAGUCUGGAAAGGAACGGCAAACAUGAUAGGUGGAGAUAUCGGUUUACCUGCUGUAAAAUUCGAACUUAGAUCGCAGAAAAUAACAUUUGAACAUUGGCUUGGCUUAUGUUACCCAGAACUAUACUUUUUACCUGAUCACUUUAUUUCUUAUUUGUAAUGCUUUGUAAUCACUUUUCGUACAUAACAAUGUAAUUUUUCGACGUUCUACAAUCGCAAGUAUUGCUUGUAGUGUAGUUUACAUUAUUAUCAACAAUUAUUGAAUGAGGUUGAACAUGAUGAAGCAUGAUGAUGGUGUUAUCAACGAAACCGGAGGCGGAGGUUGAUAACACAAAUUGAGGGUUUGAUAAUUCUUCAUAUUUUGCGGAAACUGAAUUCAAUAAUUGUUUUAUUAUUUAUUUAAAAGAUGAAAAAGACAUCGGAUCCGCACCUGUGGGCUCAAUUCGUCAAAGUAAUGACCAGUUCUUUUUCUCCAUUUACAGAAAAUCUUUUGUUCUUUUUUUAUAAGUACGUGUAGAUGUAUCAACGGCUAUUUACGUUGAUAUUUCAUUUUUUAUAUAUCAGUUUAAAAACUGUUUCUUUAAACCUGAAAAUACGGCCGAAGGCGGGCCAUAUUGUCUUAGUCGUGUUUCCACUUUUUGUAUUCGUAUGUCCACAGCAUGAGGUCAUAACCUCGAACAUGAUAUUUAGAUAAUGAACGUUAUGACGUCACUCCGUUCAAUAUUCAAUAGCUAACCAAGGGUUAGACCACCUGGGGACGAGGUUACCAAAUAUGGAAUUUGAUAACGAUUUCACAGUUGGCUGUUAGCCAAUGAGUGACCAUAAAUCUUUUAAAUAAAUAAUAAUGUUACUUAUGUGCACUUAUAUAUAUUAUUAAUAAUAACGUGCGUGGCACAUGUAUGGACUUUUGGCGUAAACGUCGAGAACGCUUUCGACAAGAAGAACAAUUAUGUGCGGAUUUUUUGCAUAAAUUUUUAUCACUACAUAUAUAGCUUAUCUUUUGCUUACUAAUUUUAGUUUACUACAGCUAAUUCUUUGUAAUUUUUAAGUGCUGGUUCAUAGUACAACAAAUAACGUUAAAAAUAUAGAUUCAAACGUG
Paramuricea clavata is the source of this 17273-nucleotide messenger RNA. The record is from the annotation of a GenBank genome assembly. Lineage: Eukaryota; Metazoa; Cnidaria; Anthozoa; Malacalcyonacea; Plexauridae.